GGCCCGUCACCCCACCCCAAAUAUCACUCAGUUUCUGGAAUCUUACUUGUCUGAGUUUAGAUCAGGAAGAUGGCGAAAAAGUAGACGUCGAUUUAACAGAGUUUAAUUAUGGCAACCUCAACCAACCAGAAAGACGAUGUUGUCCCAGUCUCAGAAGAUCCUUCUAUAGACAUUAAAAAGAAAUCAGAAUCAGAAGAAACCAAAGAAAGCCAGGUGAAGCAUGCAGCAGAACAGAAUUCUACAGAUGUUGGAGAAGGUAGCACAGGGGCAGAAGUUCUCCCAAUCCCAGACACAUGUGUAGAUCAUCUCACUCAAGGAUUGUUGGAUGCAAUACUCCCUCACUUCCAGAAACAUGAUGAAUCACUUUCAGAGCUUACGAGAAACCAAGUUCUACUUAUUGAAACACUCCAGCAAGAAAACAGAAAGUUUUCAGAGAACAAAGUAGUUGACGAUCUCACUAAGAUGAUGUUUGAAGCCAAGGUGUACCAAGGAAAGUUGACAGCCAUCAAGAAAGAGAUGACAUCAUUACAUGAAAAGUCUAGCAAGUUAAAGAAAAAAGCAUUAAAGCUACAACAACAAAAGAUGAAAGAAAAUCUGGAGAAAGAACAACAAAGAGAAAGAGAGAUUGAAGAGGACAGAAAGCUGACAGCAAAAAGACCAACAACCUCUUCAUCAAACAAGACUGCUCCACAUAGGUAGCCAUGAAUUGAGACUUAGAAUGUACCAACACCAAAUACUUUGUGCAACAUCAUAGAGAUGAUUUAGUAUGUAGAAAUCAUAUUUGGAUCCCUUCUUGUGUCUAAAAUAAUAUGGACAGCCAUCAGUGCCAUUAUUAUUCAUCUAAGAAAUGUGUCUCAUCAUUGAGCUCCCCAGAGAAAAUUUGGUGCAUGUCUCAUUAAUAUUACCAAUCACCGUACUUGUUUUUGUUCACAAAGGUCCAGCGCAGUUGCCUUCUCGAUAUUUGAUGAUGGCACCGCUGGCUUUCCAUAAUAGAAAUUGACUUUGAGCCUAUUGCUAAGUAUUUUAGAAGACAGAGUCCCAGACUCGUAGAAACGAAUGUACAUAUAUUGAUAGAUGAAGAUGAUGGAUUCAUAAUUGACAGCACCAUCUUCUAAUACCAGUGUGUGGUCAGUUUUUAUGAUGUCCAGUUGGGGACAGAUGUCAACUAAAAUGAAAACGGGUGGUGGAAUUUCAACAUACCUUCAGAGAUAAGGGUUGUUGAUCAGAUGUUGGCCCAUUUUAUUGAAUGUUGACAAAACUUAUUCUGGAUACAAUU
Lytechinus variegatus (green sea urchin) is the source of this 1276-nucleotide messenger RNA. Its product is annotated as biogenesis of lysosome-related organelles complex 1 subunit 6-like. Bases 109 to 699 code for a protein of 196 amino acids. The transcript has 6 exons. Gene Ontology annotation, cellular component: extrinsic component of membrane; transport vesicle; BLOC-1 complex. NCBI's taxonomy places the organism in Eukaryota, Metazoa, Echinodermata, Echinoidea, Temnopleuroida, Toxopneustidae. The record is from RefSeq and is a predicted model, not a curated record. Gene Ontology annotation, biological process: intracellular transport.